Lodderomyces theae is the source of this 384-nucleotide messenger RNA. It is a transcript of the gene DAD3, whose product is annotated as Dad3p. Gene Ontology annotation, cellular component: mitotic spindle; DASH complex. The record is from RefSeq and is a predicted model, not a curated record. NCBI's taxonomy places the organism in Eukaryota, Fungi, Ascomycota, Pichiomycetes, Serinales, Debaryomycetaceae. Gene Ontology annotation, biological process: attachment of spindle microtubules to kinetochore. The transcript has a single exon. Bases 1 to 384 code for a protein of 127 amino acids.
AUGGACGUAGAUUACACAACAAAAUCAAACCUUACUGAGUUGGAGGCGGCAGUGCUCACUGAAUACCAAAACAUCAAUUCCACCUUGAUCAAGCUAAACCAAGGAUUAAAGAGCCUUACAAACAAAGACGAUCUCGAUGGUGGUGAAAGUAUACGACUGGUUGAAGCUUUAAGGCAGAUGGAAACCAAACUACUGCUUAUCUACACGUUCUUUAAGGGUGCAGUUUACACACUCUAUGCGGAUGAAGGGGGGGAUGUCGAAGAGGAAGUGUAUGGUGACGAAAGAGGGAAUACAUCAGAGGACGAGAAUGAGACUACAGGGUUGGAUGGUAUGGAUGAGGACGACAAGGGUACAAAUGAACUACUGAGUAUCUCCAAUACUUGA